Messenger RNA from Oreochromis aureus, 725 nucleotides. RefSeq lists its product as uncharacterized. The coding region runs from base 51 to 725 and encodes 224 amino acids. Lineage: Eukaryota; Metazoa; Chordata; Actinopteri; Cichliformes; Cichlidae. The transcript has 3 exons. The record is from RefSeq and is a predicted model, not a curated record.
CAGAGCACCACUUCUCUCCAGGUUCAGGAGAGAAACCAUCACUGCACACGAUGCUUUUCCUCCCAGCUGCUGCUCUGUGCUGUCUGUGUUCAGAUUCACCAGAGGAAACGUCACUGAACACAACGGUUCACACAAUGCUUUUCCUCCCAGCUGCUGCUCUGUGUUGUCUGUGUUUAGCGCUGGUUACCAUGGCUGCAGAGCUGAUGCAGAAAGAUUUAACUUUGACUGCGACACCUGGCAAAAAAGUCUCCUUCAGCUGUGGAACUGCCCAGUGCAGUGGCAGCUAUGUGCACUGGUACCAGAAGAAAGACGAUGAUAAGUUCAGAGUGAUUCUUCAUAUUAACGUACGCACUGGUGAAGUCGACAGUGACUACAACCAUGCUCAGAAAAAAGAUUUCUCAGCUGUGAAAAACGAGAACAGCUGUGAGUUGGAGAUAAAUGCAGUUAGCCUCGUUCAUUCAGCCAUCUACUACUGCUGCUGUGCUCAAAGCUCUCACAGUGACAAAAGAUCCCUGCAGACUGAACAAAAACCAUCAAAGGAACAGCAGCAGACCACAGACCAGGUUCACACACACACUGACACAGGCAUCACCUUUAAAACCAUAACAACUAGUUUGUAUUCUAUUUAUAUAAGAAGUAAAAAUAAUCAAGACCAAAAUAAAUUCAGAGGAGAAGUGUCUAUAUUUUGUUGGGAAGCAAUAUUCCUCUACGAGAACAGCAACUGA